Molecule: messenger RNA, 1335 nt
Organism: Paracoccidioides lutzii Pb01
Exons: 2
Coding region: 1-1335 (444 amino acids)
Source: RefSeq, a predicted model, not a curated record
AUGCAUUCCCUCAGCCUUCUUACCGUUGCUGUCGCAGCCAGAUCUGCAUUUGCUCAUAUGGAAAUGAGAGAACCUCUUGCCCUCCGCAGCCGGUUCGGUUCAGGUCCCAAUGUUGAUUACAGCAACACCUCCCCUCUUUUGACAGAUGGUUCCGAUUUUCCCUGCAAGGGCUAUCACCAUGAUAAAGGCACAGCGCCUGUUGCUGUAUACGGAGCCGGGGAAACCGUCCAGCUCAAACUCGAGGGUACAGCCACCCACGGUGGCGGCUCCUGUCAAGUUUCUCUCAGUUACAACGGUGGCGUCACCUUCAGAGUCAUCAAGUCAAUGAUUGGUGGCUGCCCAUUGGCUAAGAGUUACGCAGUCGAAAUUCCACACUCCGCACCACGAGGAGAAGUUCUCUUCGCCUGGACGUGGUUCAAUCUCAUUGGAAAUCGUGAGAUGUACAUGAACUGUGCCAUGGUUCGGAUUGAAGGUGGAAGCGAGAAUACAACUAAUUUCGACUCUUUCCCCAAAAUGUUUGUUGCUAAUGUGGGCAAUGGCAGGAAGACUGUUGAGGGUGUCGAUACAGUAUUCCCGAACCCAGGUGCCAACGUGGUGUAUGGCCAUGGUCUAGGACCUGCCAGUGGUGGCUCUUCUCCUGCCGCUAUUAAGGCAUCUCAUGCUGCUAUUAAGGCAUCUCCUGCCACUGCAAAGGCAUCUUCUUCCACUGCAAAGGCAUCUCCUGCCACUGCAAAGGCAUCUUCUGCUGCUGUCACUUCUUCUCAGGCUGCUAUCUCUAUACCUUCCGCUUGGAAUACUACGCUCUAUAACUCCACCACUUCCAGUCAUGCCACUUUGCCAACUGCGCCUUACCCAACCCAUCAUUUGAACGCGACUACUUCUACUCCAGCUCCUUCAUCUUACUCAGUCUUUCGACAACAUGGCAAUGGCACCAGCCCAGUUCCUUCGGCUUCUACAACCCACCACCAGAAUGUCUAUGCUGCCGCCCCAGUUCCUUCAUCUCAACCAGCCUUCCAACAUUGUGGCUCUAAUACCACUCCACUCCCUUCGUCUUACCCAGUAUUUCAACAACACGGCAAUAGCGUCACUUCAAUUUCUUCGGUUUCUGCAAGCCCCAGCCAGGAUUCCCAUGCUGCCACCCCAGCUUCUUCAUCUUAUCCAAUCUUCAUCCAACAAGGUGGCUCUUAUACCACUUCACUCCCUUUAUCUUCUGCAGCUUCCCAACAUCGUUCCGCUACCACUGCAACUCUUUCAGGCCUGUCCCUUUCUGGGACUGUAAGCGCCGUUGGAUCACAAGGCAAUUUUUCUUUACACUGCAGCUGUUCAUGGGUUUAA